GACCAUUUCAGAUCAUUUUUCAAUUUCAGAGAUGACUGUAUCAAAAUUAUUGAUAGAAAUGGAAAUUUGUUCUUUCAAUAACAGAUCAAGAAUCCAUGAAUGCUAUCGUGCAUGUGGGAACGAAAUUUGCAAAAUAAGGGGAAGAUGAUGACCCUUCAGUACACAUGCUUGCUGGCAAGGGUAUGGAACAACGGGGUUAAAACUUUCAGACCUUUUCUCUGGACACCAAGUGCUACGUUUAUGUAUAUAAUGAGCCACUUUAUUCACCCAUGCGAAGCCUCUAGUAAUGAUGAAAGCAUCUGUCAUAGGAUUUGGCAUAAAGAUAUACGACGGAGAAACUCUUGCCAAAGCAGCCCUGUAAUUUUCUGUAUCAUUCUUUUAUCAGUAAAAUGCCCAAAGGGUUCACCGCCGUUAACAAUGAUGACGGAGCGAAAGUCGGCACACCACAGCCUCGAACGUGCAUGUCAUCUCUCCAUUCCCUAUGUAAUACCAUGCUGACUAUAUUAGUGGCUGUAUCAGUUGUAGUAAUGCUGGUGAGGAUGGACCAGCGUAUUCAACAAUCAGAGAUAGAGAUACAGCUACUAAGGGAUGAGAAUAAGAUAAAGAGGGAGCAGAUUGAAUAUUUGGAGGUGAUGCAAAGGAGCCGUCCUGGUGCUCUACAAGUGGUUAAACACAGUGAUGAUACCCCCAUUGAGGCAAUCACGGAUACUCCGACAGAGGGUGGAAAAGAUAAUCAAACUGAGAUAGUGACGGAGAAUAUAACAGAGGAGACGGUGUCUUACUGUAACUGUUCAACUCCACAACCCCAAAGCAAUGAUAACAAUCACAAAGCCACUCCAUCAGAUUCAGAUGAGAGCACUAAAAGCUCAGAACCCUCUGAGACGACAGAACCACCUACGAUACCAGUUAGUCCAACAACAAGCAGAUCCUCGGAAAUCCCCGCAUCGCUCUCUAAAACCUACCAGAAGAUACUGUUUGAGGUUGUUGACUGCCACGACAUUUCAGUAAACUCAGAGUCAGGUGCCAGUACUUGGACAUGCGGUGAGAUAUACCAUGACCACAAUAUGAUCUAUCGGUUUAUAACGGGUGUACGAGUCAAUAAGAAAAAGAUAUUGACUCACGUUAACUGCUGUAAUGUGACUGCUAAACUUGAUGUCCCCUAAACUUUCCCUCUCCUUCUGUCAGCUAGUACUACUACUACUAAGCGCCAAGAAAACUUCAUAUUUGACAGAAUUCAGGUCUUGUUAAAGCGCAAGUCUGACUUUAAUUUUGUUUCAUUAUGUUAAAUAAUAGGGAAUUUCACUGACCUUGUACUUCAAUUAUAUCUGAGUUUUUAAAAGAAUGUAUUGCUGUUUCAUCAUAUUGAAUGCGAGAAUAACUGUACAUAAAAUCAAACUGUAGUUGAGUCUGAUUGAGGUUCAUAAUCAUCGUUUCCGAUAUUAUUUCUAUUAUGCCCAGUCCCAGAGUGGUCAGGUAUUUAGCAUCAUAUCUAUUGAGAAGAUAUUUAAGAUUGGAAAUCAGUUAACAUACCAACUUUUUAGAUUAGUCAUAUCUUACGGGCAUGUCAUUCAAUCAAUCCCAGGGCAAACCCUUUAAAGUUUUCGUAUUUUUUGUUCUGUCAAAGAUCACAUAAUUUAUUAACUUAUAACUAGUUAUAACUAAACGGAGGUAAAAAUUUUAUUCAUUAUUUAGAGCACUCUAUUUGAAUUUAUAUUUAUUGUUUCAGUUUUUAUACGAUGAUCGAUUAUUAUUGAAAAACUGCACGAACUGAUUUUGUAUUGAAAUGAAUAUCCAACUUUACAAUGGAGUCAAUUUUUGUUUGAAAUUGAUAUAUAUAUAUACGGGCAUUUUCGUUCUUAAUUGAAAAUAACAUUUUAAACACUUUUUAGCGGCUAUUCUAAAGAAUGGUGAUUUAUAGGACAUAUCAAGGGAUGUUCAAUUUUAUUAUUUAUUUAGAUUGCAAUUUGUAAUCAAUAAUUCACGUAUUAUUCACGUAAAAAAUAUACAUAAUUUUCCCAAUCGUAAAAUCUUUUGAUUUGUGGUGAUAAACGACCAAUCCUUAUUCCACAACCCUUACAGGCAAAAUAUUAAAUUGAUAAUUAUUAAAACUAUUGGAAUUAUUUGGAGAAUUUACAGGAA
Bolinopsis microptera is the source of this 2139-nucleotide messenger RNA. RefSeq lists its product as uncharacterized. Lineage: Eukaryota; Metazoa; Ctenophora; Tentaculata; Lobata; Bolinopsidae. The transcript is spliced from 7 exons. The record is from RefSeq and is a predicted model, not a curated record. Bases 390 to 1163 code for a protein of 257 amino acids.